AUGUCUACCUCUGAGGGUACCUCUACCAGCACGUUGUCUGUAACUGGUUUAAAUCACGAUGGUGCCACUGCUGCCGCACCUUCAACAAUUACAUAUACUAGCACCACCCCUGAUACAGGCUUUGUGGUAGAGCACGCCAUCAACAACGGCUCAAAUGGCUCUACAAGCGCUAAAGGAGUCACAGCAUCCAAGAUUUCCGCAGAUGCUGCUUUGGCAACGAAAGUGGAUGCCGACUCCAAUGAGCCGAGACGCUCGGAAACGCCCCAAACCAAUUGCGCGGAUAAUACAAACGAAAAUCUUUCCAUUCUUCAGUCACAAAUUGCAUUAGAAAUGAAAGACGAGUUCAUCGAGUGCAGUGUCGAUGUUUUCUUCAAGCAUUACCUUCCGUUUGAGCCAUCAGAAGCAGCUGUUGAAGAAUGCAUCUUGAAGCUUCUCUGCAAGGAUACUUCUCCCAUUGGCGACGCUGUUGAUAAUUUUCCUAGUCCUGAACAGGCUCCUGCAACGCCUAAACAAUCCGCACGCAUCAAGCCACUUCAUAAACUUGACUACAACACAGGCCACCCCGUAUUGUCGGAAGUUGUGCUGACGGUUGGGUACCCGGAUACUCCUGGUCUUCGAUUCACCGACUACAUGAAACGGCCUGGUAGCCACGGCUCUGUGGAAAAGACAGUAUUUGCUCCCUUGAAGACUAUUGCUGAUGCCGUUGGGAGCUAUAGCAACACGUGUGACGGCAGGGCUCGCAACAAUUUCCAGUAUCUCCAUUGUCCGCAGACAGUCAUUUUAUCGGAUAUAGGGAACUCUACAAGCAGGAUAGAUGCCUGCUUUUCCAAUGGAGGAAGUGAUUUACACAGCAAGUAUAUUGCUGUACCUAUUGAGCAGAACGUCUCCGCCGCCAAUAGGGAUUCAAACAACCGUCGGGUAUUAUCAGCAAAUGUUCAAAUCAUGAACGAUGACGUGCGGCGAAUGUUCACCUAUGGGAUGACGUUUGAAGGCGAUAAGGCAACGCUGUGGUAUCAUUGUCGCUCUCAUUCUGCUGUUUCGAGACAAUUUAACUUUGUCGAGAAUCCCAGAUUACUCGUCAAGGUGUUCCUAUCAUUCCUAUUUGCAACAGACGAAGAACUCGGCUACGAUCCCAACGUCACUCCGGUCGAAGGCAAGAAGCGUCAGUACAUUUUCAAAAUCCCCAGUUCUGAUGGGAUAUCGGCCAAGUUCUACCGCACUGUCAAGGUACUUGCUGAAUACCCCUCGAACAACAUUUCUGGUCACAUGGCGCGUGUAUGGUUGGUCGAUCGGGUUGAUUCUGAAGGCAACAAAAUUGGCCCGCAAUGUGUCUUGAAAGACGUCUGGCUCUCCGUAAAUGCUCUCACUGAAAAAGAGAUCCAGACGGCCAUCUUUGCAGAUAUUGAGAAAUACUGUCACCCCGACAAGCCAGAUUACGACUUGGCAUUGGAUCCUCCUGAAGACUCUCCCGAAGCCUCUCUCAAUAAUAUCAAGAUGCGAAAUGCUGAGCUCGUUAGAUCUGGAGAGUACAAACAGUAUUUCCUCGAAAUUGAAAGUGAUCAUGCUGGCAAGCCAUCCAAAGAUGUUUUGGAGGGAUGUACUCCCGUCACAGGCUUGUUUCAGAACGCCGAUGCAGAUAGGAUUGCAUCUUUGAACGAAAAUUCUAUUCAACCUGUGGGAUCGACACCUUUUAUAAAGAGUGGACAGCAACACAAACGAACAUUUACCCCCCGGAAACAAUAUCGCGUCAUCUUUAAAGAAGUCUGCCAGGCUGUGGGCGAUCUGCCUACUUUGGGCAAGGUGCUUAAUAUACUUAAACAAACUGUUAUACCCCUUUCGCUCCUGUACUGUGCUGGCUGGGUACACAGAGACAUCAGCUCGGGGAAUAUUCUUGCUCAUCAAGAAGGCAGCGUCUUGCGGGCCAAAUUGUCAGACCUUGAAUAUGCCAAGAGGUUUCCUCCACCUGAAGCUUAUAAAGGCAACGGUGAUGCCAAAACGGGUACUCCUUUUUUCAUGCCUAUCGAAAUAAUGCAAGAAUUUUAUAUAUAUAAUCGAAUCGACAACAAUGACGACAUAGAAUUUGCAAUUCACGACCCGUCUCUUUUUGUCGCCAAACAACAACUCGCCCAGCUUGGUGCCCCCAGGAAAAAUACUUCGCAGAACGAUAUGUCUUAUAACUCGGUGAUCUAUAAUUUUCAACAUGAUCUCGAGUCGCUUUGGUGGGUUUUAGUGUGGUCUCUAACCGCACGUGUCAGCCAUCAACCUUCCAGGACCUGGGCCAACCAAGUUUUUCAACAUGAUGUCGUGCCUACUCCUGAGAGGAUACGCUUUCUGAGGGGUUUGUCCAGGAUCACGCUUGAAGAUAUCUUGCUCCCAUCAAUCUCAUUUAUGCAUCUCAUGGUGGACUACAUAAGAUCUGCCAUGAAUCUUGCGUAUUCACAACGUGCAAGGGACGACACACUCAGAGACACGCUAUCUUAUGCUAUCAUUGUAGACCGCUUCCAUUUUUGUUUUCAACUACUCGAGAGUGUCGCCGGCUCCCCUUGGGAGGAAACACCUCUUGUGAUGAACAUCCCCGCUGAUGACCCCAACUCUGUUCAACCUGCUGAUGCCGCUACAGCAGAGCCCAGUGCUCCCUCACUUUUUGCUGGUUGUAAGAGACCCAAUCCAAACAUUGGGAAGACGGCACCCUCAGAAUCUUUUAAACCAGGCCCGGCUGACGAAGACGUAGAAGCUACCCUGGAAUGGCAAAGAACUAAGCGCAUCAAGACGCAGGAUGAUCUUAACUUAGGCGGUGGCUCAAAUGCCUGA
This is a messenger RNA of Psilocybe cubensis, 2811 nucleotides long. RefSeq lists its product as uncharacterized. Gene Ontology annotation, molecular function: ATP binding; protein kinase activity. The coding region runs from base 1 to 2811 and encodes 936 amino acids. Gene Ontology annotation, biological process: protein phosphorylation. The transcript has 7 exons. The record is from RefSeq and is a predicted model, not a curated record. NCBI's taxonomy places the organism in Eukaryota, Fungi, Basidiomycota, Agaricomycetes, Agaricales, Agrocybaceae.